AUGGCAACACAAUACGAAGUCGAACACAAUGUCCAGUUCGCAGAGACGCAACCGCGCUCCCGCCGCGUAAACAUGGACUCGUUCUUCUCGCUGCUCAACCGCAUCAGCGACUCGGGCACCGCCACCCCGCACAACAACCCUCACGCAACGCCCACGCUGCCCGACAUGGCCAACGUCUUCCGCCUCCUCCAGGACCAGAUGCAGACCCUGGCGAGCACGGCCCCGACCGCCGAGAACCGCACCUUCCUCCUGGAACUGAUCGACGCGCUGGACCAAGACAUCCUCGACCCGCCCGACCGGCUGCGGGGCGUCAGCCAGGAGUUCCUGGACUCGCUGGACCGCGUGAACCGCAAGAAGCUGCGCGGGGACGACGACUGUGCCAUUUGCAAGAUCCCGUACCUGGACGACCCGUACUGCCUUGUCGUGGAGCUGCCGUGCAAGGGCGCCCAUCGGUUUGACCUGGAGUGUGUCGGGCCGUGGCUGAGGAGCAAGGGCACGUGUCCCAUGUGCAGGGAGGAGAUGGGCAAGAAGAAAGUUGCCGUUGUGCAAGAGGACGACGAGGACGACGACAUGGACAUGAUUUACGCUUAG
Messenger RNA from Metarhizium acridum CQMa 102, 591 nucleotides. RefSeq lists its product as uncharacterized. The record is from RefSeq and is a predicted model, not a curated record. Lineage: Eukaryota; Fungi; Ascomycota; Sordariomycetes; Hypocreales; Clavicipitaceae.